This is a messenger RNA of Cydia splendana, 7187 nucleotides long. It is a transcript of the gene Vinc, whose product is annotated as vinculin. NCBI's taxonomy places the organism in Eukaryota, Metazoa, Arthropoda, Insecta, Lepidoptera, Tortricidae. The coding region runs from base 103 to 3057 and encodes 984 amino acids. Gene Ontology annotation, cellular component: focal adhesion; cell-cell contact zone; cytoskeleton. Gene Ontology annotation, biological process: cell adhesion. Gene Ontology annotation, molecular function: alpha-catenin binding; actin filament binding; beta-catenin binding. The transcript is spliced from 27 exons. The record is from RefSeq and is a predicted model, not a curated record.
CUUCGCGUUUGGUUGUGUACCGUUCACCAUUUCUACUUAAUUGUUUCUUAUUUGUGUUUAUUUUAUUAUCUAAUGUUAAAAUAGUGUCUGUGUACAUCCAAAAUGCCUGUGUUCCACACGAAGAUCAUCGAGAGUAUACUGGAACCGGUCGCGCAACAGGUCUCGCGGCUGGUUAUCCUACACGAAGAGGCCGAAGAUGGCAACGCCAUGCCGGACCUGGCGCGGCCCGUGCAGGCCGUGUCGCUCGCCGUCAACAACCUCGUCAAGGUGGGACAUGAGACCAUCGAGUCCUCAGACGACGCUAUCCUCAGACACGACAUGCCCGGAGCCCUACGAAGGGUGGAAGGUGCUGCCACACUGUUACAACAAGCUUCAGAUAUGCUACGAGCUGAUCCCUAUUCUGGUCCCGCAAGGAAAAAGCUGAUAGAAGGUUCGAGAGGCAUCCUUCAAGGAACGUCGGCUCUUCUCCUCUGUUUCGACGAGUCCGAAGUCAGGAAAAUCGUCAAGGAAUGCAAAAAGGUGCUAGAUUACCUUGGCGUGGCAGAAGUGAUAGAUACUAUGGAAGACUUGGUGCAGUUCCUGAGGGAUAUAUCGCCGGCGCUGUCGAGGGCCGCUAGAGAGGUAGCGGCCCGCGCAUCGGAACUAACCCACCCUCCUCACGCAGAAACCUUGGCGCGGUGUCUUGAGAGUGUAAAGCAGUUGGCACCCGUGCUGAUCUGCUCUAUGAAGAUAUACAUACACAUCCUCACUGAAGGUGGCAAAGGCAUCGAAGAGGCGGCGCAGAACAGAAACUACCUUGCACAGAGGAUGGCUGACGAAAUCCAUGAAAUCAUCAGAGUACUUCAGCUGACAUCGUACGUGGAAGACGGGGGAGAAAAGGACAACAUUGCCGUCCUGAAAGCGCUUCAGACUCAGAUACACGGCAAGAUGGCUAACGCGCAUGAAUUCCUCAAUGAUCCUGACGCGUUACGCAACAGCAGCGGUGAGCGAGCGCUGCGCUCCGUGCUGACUUCGGCUCAACGCGCUGCGGAACACCUCGGACCGACCCACGCCGAUGCUAUCCGUAGACUUGUUCGGUCGGGUGGAAUAAACGCUGAUCAACUGUGCGAUGAGAGACAGUACGGCCAUGGAAGAGAAGCCAAGGCAUUAAAUCUAGCCUCAGACCUCCGCAACCAAAUCAACGAGGUGGACUCCAUAGUUAACGAAGGAGUCCGUGCCGCGGAGCAAGCCGGAGGAAAAACCAUGAGAGCCAGGAUGGAGACCGCUCAUAAAUGGCUUUUGCAUCCUAACGCGGACCCCCACACGAGGGUCGAGGGCCAGAAGGCGAUUAACAGCAUCGUUUCUCAGGGACAGAGGAUCGCGGAUGGGCUUCAAGGGCGAGAAAAGGCUGAGAUCCUCCAACUGUGUUCUGACGUGCAACGUUUAUCUGACAAGUUGGCUGACUUGUGCGCCAGCGGACGUGGCGACUCCGAAGAAGCGCGAGCGAUCACCAGGGAGCUGACAGAUAAACUUCACGCACUUCAACGCGCCAUGGAUCGCGCCUGCGUCAAUCGUGUGGUAGAAGAUUUCAUAGACGUCGCCGCGCCACUGCGUCACUUCACUGAGGCCGUCAACGCACCUGAAGGUACCCCCGGCCGUGAAGCCAACUUCCACGACAAAGCAGCUGCCUUACAGGCAUUCAGCCAACGAGCGGCCGCCACUGCCCAUAUGGUAGCGGCUAACUCGCACCAUAAUAAGAGGCUUGCUGAUCAGCUCACGCACCAUGCUAGAGAGGUUGAAAAACUGUCUCCCCAACUGGUGGCAGCCGGCAAGAUCAGGCUCAACUAUCCCGAUAGCAAGGUGGCAGAGGAGCAUUUCAACAAUCUGAAAAACCAGUACGCCGAUGCUGUUCUGCGCGUGCGUGACUUGUGCGACCAGGCCGUCGACCCGCUUGACUUCGUACGCACUGCCGGCGAGCUGAUGCAGAAACACACGUAUCUGUGCGAGGACGCCAUACGCAACAACGAUUCGCAGAAGAUGGUCGACAACACCUCCGCUAUCGCCAGGUUAGCAAACCGCGUUCUCCUGGUCGGCGGCGCCGAGCGCGAAAACACUGAGGACGCCGAAUUCGCUCGCGCUCUAAACAGCGCACAUCAACGCUUGCAAGCGGCCAUCGCCCCGGCCGUGCACCGCGCUAAGGCCGUGGCUUUGGGAGAUUCUUCACAAGCGCCCGCGUGGCGGCAGGCUAACUCUGAGAUCAUCAACGCAGCUUCCGCCGUAGAAUCCGCCCUCUCCCGCCACUACGCCCCGCCACCGCCACCACCGGCACUCCCCGAGGCGCUCUCCGCGCUGCACGUGUCCAAGCAGCAGGCCCCUCCCCGCCCGCCCCCGCCCUCGAGUGGCGCCCCGCCCCCGCGCCCGCCGCCGCCCGACACUGAUGAUGAGGGCGAGGACAUAUUCAGCAGGCAGCCGCAUCCCAGCCAACCUAUUCUGGUGGCAGCGCACAACCUCCACAAGGCCGUUCGCGAGUGGUCCUCCAAAGACAACGAGAUCAUCGCCGCCGCCAAACGCAUGGCUAUCCUUAUGGCGCGCCUUUCCGAACUCGUACGCUCCGAUUCUAAGGACUCCCUGCGUGCCAAACAGGACUUCUCAAAUACAACCUACCGCGCGCUUCUAUAUAGUAGCAAGCGUGAGCUGAUCGCAACGGCGAAGGCGAUCGCCGAAGCUUCUGAAGAGGUCACGAGGCUCGCCAAGAAACUUGCGCUGGAGUGUACGGAUAAGAGAAUUAGGACCAACCUGUUGCAAGUGUGCGAGCGCAUCCCCACCAUCGGCACGCAGCUCAAGAUCCUGUCAACCGUCAAGGCUACCAUGUUGGGAGCUCAAGUCGGCAUGGCGGAUUUCAAAGGAAGCGAGGAGGACCAGGAGGCGACAGAGAUGCUGGUCGGAAACGCACAAAACCUGAUGCAGAGUGUGAAAGAGACAGUAAAGGCGGCUGAAGGCGCCUCCAUCAAGAUCAGAACUGAGCAGGGUGGCUACAGGCUUCGCUGGGUGCGCCGCUCACCAUGGUACCAGAUCUAAAUGUAUGCGAGAAGUAAAUGCGAUAUUUUGUCUUUUGCCACAGCAUAAAAAUGUACUUCUAUACAACCAGAUCUGUAAAACCACAGACUAGAAUAUAAACAUACUCCAUCAAGAUCAGAACCGAGCAGGGAGGCUACAGGCUUCAUUGGGAGCGCCGCUCACCAUGGUACCAGAUAUAAAUGUAUGCGAGAAAUAAAUGCAAUGCUUUGUCUUUUGCCACAGCAUAAAAAUGUACUUCUAUGCAGCCAGAUCUGUAAAACCACAGACUAGAAUAGAAACAUACUCCAUCAAGAUCAGAACCGAGCAGGAAGGCUACAGGCUUCGUUGGGUGCGCCGCUCACCAUGGUACCAGAUCUAAAUGUAUGCGAGAAGUAAAUGCGAUAUUUUGUCUUUUGCCACAGCAUAAAAAUGUACUUCUAUACAACCAGAUCUGUAAAACCACAGACUAGAAUAGAAACAUACUCCAUCAAGAUCAGAACCGAGCAGGGAGGCUACAGGCUUCAUUGGGAGCGCCGCUCACCAUGGUACCAGAUAUAAAUGUAUGCGAGAAAUAAAUGCAAUGCUUUGUCUUUUGCCACAGCAUAAAAAUGUACUUCUAUGCAGCCAGAUCUGUAAAACCACAGACUAGAAUAGAAACAUACUCCAUCAAGAUUAGAACCUAGCAGGAAGGCUGGCUUCGCUGGGUGCGUCGUUCACCAUGGUACCAGAUCUAAACGCACAAUUAACGCAAUGGUACCAGAUCUAAAUCCCUACCAAGAAUCAAUGUAAUAGGUGAAUGCGUGAUACUGAUACUGUCAGCUCCCUAAUAUGUAUAGGCUUUUCUAUACAGCAUUAAGGCGAAGGAAAGGGGUACUUAAGUUGAGUACAAACAGCAACUGUACAUCGGUGGACCUUAUUAUAAAAAGCAAAAGGUCCACCGAUGUACACAGUCACAGAAUAAAUAAUAGUACUAUGUACAGAAGAUUCACUCUCUAACCAAACGCGUCUGUUACGAUUAGGACAGAUAUGACCGCUAGGUGGCGACAGCGCCACGCGCGGCUUAUGGCUAGCCACCAAAAUUGGUGUGGGACGGAUGUACUUGUAGCUACCUGUUGCAAAGCGACGAAAUCGCGGAGUGAGCCACGCCUGACACAGUUAACAGUGUGAGCAAUGCUACAAGAUCUGAAUCUCCACAAUCAAUAUAUGAAUACAAUCAACAAACACACAGCAUGAAAAUGUGUUAGGUAUUUAAUUUUACUUAUAUUUUACCAGUUCUGUAAAGCAUAUAAGUGCAGAUUACAAUAAUAUAAGCAUAUUGAACUCUAUCGUCUUAGUUUUAAAGUUCAAAAUGUAUUUGGAAAGCUGCACGAGAUCGCAUAAUAUUUAUAGUUAUAGCUUAUCUCUUAUCGUAUUAUCUUAUGUUGUCGUGCUAAAAUGAACCUUAAUGUACUGCUACAUUAAAAUUUAUUUUUGUACGUUCGAUUAUGCAAUACUAAUAUUUUAGUAACACUUUCGUAAGUUAAACAUUUUUUACAUUUGUGUUCGUUCACCGUCAAGACGUAUCAAGAUAAAUUAAACUUUAUGUGUAUUGUACAAGGAUAAAAAUCGCUUGGCGGCUGGCAUUUUAUUUACAACGAAUUUUGUUUUGAACAAUGUGUGAUGAGGAAAGUAAGUGCCAUGUGCUAGUGCUUUAUAAUGUAAUCUAGGUGUAGAAAUUGGUCCUAAUAAAAUGUGGCGUCCCACGGGAAAAGGUACCUUAUGGCGGUUGGCGCUUACGCUAUUAUUAACGUCGCUCCAAUAUUGCGGCGCUAUGCGACGUAAGCGCCAGCCGCCAUAGGGUACCUUUUGUCGUGGAACGUCACAAAUGUCUUCGAACACUAUUAGUAUUAUUCUGGUUAUUACUGAAAAUACAAGCGACUCAAAAUAAGUACAACUAAAUAAUUGUUUUGCGACUUGGCCUUCAUUUUUCUUGUGUCAUAUACUGUUUUUAAAGGAACUUUUACAGUACAUAUGGUGCUAUUUGGUGCUACUUUACCGCCCUAGUGCGGUAAUUUGCAUAUUACGUGCCUAUGUCGAAGAUUUAAAGGGCUACAUGUACUGUAAAAUGUUGUACUACACACGUGCGAAUAGGUAAUUUCCUACUUUUCGUACUUGUAUCGUAAUGUACUAUUACGGUAUAAAUAAUUUGGCAGCUAGUAAGUUUUUUUUUCUACUAAUGGUGUUCGAAAACCGUAUUUUAAUUCAUAUCAUGUAUUUUUGUAUACUAUAAUUAAUUAAAUAAUGUUACAUUUACAAGAAUCUGAUCUGUUCGUGCUAUUUCGUAAUAUAUAAUAAUAUGUAUGCAUAACAUACUAUAUUAAAUGUAUAAUUAUACUUCGUGUCAAAUAUUUGUAUAAAAAAGGUUAUUAACUCUUGCUAUAGUCAUAAGUCAAUGACCUUUUUUAUUAGUACACAUUGGUAAAGAAGUACACUAAGUAGCAGGCCUUUAAAUAUCCACCCUAUGCCUUUGAAUAUAAGGUUGAAUUUUAGGCGCGUUAGUUACAAUUAAGAAUGAAUGUAGUUUAGUAAGAGAGUUAUAUGGUGCGAUUCAUUUUGUAUUGGACAAAGACAAAUAAAAACAGUUUUUAAUUUUAUAUAUGAAUAUAGGUUUAUUUUAUGGUCUUCCCAAUAAGUUGAUGUCGUAUGACUCAAGUUGUCAAUAUAUAUUUUAUUUUACAGUCAAAAUAUUGCUUUAAAGUUUAGACACCUUUGUAUGUGUAGGUAUUUGUGUACUGUGAAAUGUUGCAAGCUUUGUUUUCUGAAUGUUGAAUAAAAGCUUUCAGUAUUAUGUGAAAAUUUCCUGCCGGAAUUUUACUUGAAAAAUGUUAUCUUUCUUGUAAAAAAUGUGUUCAUAACAUUUUUCACAAGAAAGAUAAAAAAAAAUUACAAGACGUAGGGAUCAAAUUUCAGAUGUUAACUUAAGAAACAGUGUCCUUAAAGUAGUACAUUCAUUUAAUUACAAUUAUCUUGCUGCGAUAUAAAAUGUCACCUUAUUGGUCGUUUUGAUUACAUGCGUGUCCUAAAAAAAGGACAUUGGGCUAUACUACUACUGUAUGUACUGUACGGUCUUACGGCGUUAUUUAUAAACUCCUGUCAAGUCUAACAAGCCAUUGAUAAUCGUUUGUCCGUAUCUAUCAUUUAGACAUUUGUGUUUUAAAUGGUAAUAAAAUUUAACAUAAGAUUGCUUAGUUUUAUAAAGGGGUUUAGUUGUGACGUUUCACAGUAUUAGAAAAUAAACAGUAUGUCUUCCGGUUGUGAUGUCCCAUAUAUGGUAUAUAAUGUACUAUUGUACUUGUAUUUAUCAGACAGGCUUAGCCUCGCCUUAUGAUUCGCCUUGAGAGAUUGUCUUGUACAAAAUGAAAUAAUGUAUAUUUUUGUAUGAUCGUGUGAUUGGUAUACUAAUGAGAAUAGGUAUGGGUUUGUAUAUAUUCUGUCUUUGCAAGCGAAAUUAUUAGGUUUUUAUGUGUGUCCUAAAAAAAGGACAUAAUGAUUCUGUUUAACAGUAAAUAUGGAAUAAGAUUGUUUUUGAAUAAUUGACCGUAUCCAUCAGUUUUAACUGUUUUUUGUCCUAAAAAUAGGACAUUUCGGUCUUGCCAGGCCUUGUGUCAUAGUUUAUCUUUGUAUGCUUGAGCACUGAUGAGUGCAUCCCUACAUCCUUACUUUCAAGUCACUUAGUAUUGACAUGUUUGGACAGCCAACAUUUUAGAGUAGCAUACGAAAGGUUAACCUUACUUGCCAGGAAUGUACAAUUAGCUCCAGAGUUAGUUGACCCCCUGCAAACAAAUUUCUAUGUAGGAGGGGGGCGGGGGGUCAGUUAUCUCUGCGGCUGACUGUACUAUACUUUUUAUAGUAUUUUUUUGUAGUCUUGCACACCUUACCUUGACUCUUAUAAUAUAACCUUUUCACCAGUAAAUAAUGGCGUGAAAAAGGUUAAGUACAUUAUACAUAGUAAAUAGCUUUAAGUGUAUUUAAUAUAGAAGAUUAGUAUUUAACUUAAUGUAGGAAAUGUGCUAAAUUGUCACUAAAUUUUAAUAAUAGCGUGAUUUAUUAAUAUUUUAUAACUUUUUGUUGCCUUAUUGAUUAUUAUUUAUUCUAAUAAAGGAUUAUUUUUA